AUGGGAUCUGUGGCCAGUAAAAAUAAUGUGACACAGUUAAUUCUUACUGACCUUUUCCAGGGUCCAGAGGUGCAGAGAGUGUGCUUUGUGGUGUUUCUUCCUGUGUACCUGGCCACAGUGGUGGGCACUGGCCUCAUGGUGUUGACAGUCAGUGUCAGCAAGAGUCUGCAUUUCCCCAUGUACUUCUUCCUUAGCUACCUGUCCCUGAUGGAAAUCAGUUACUCCUCUACUGUUGUCCCUAAGUUCAUUACUGACUUACUCACUAUAAUUAAAACGCUCACCCAAAUUAAAAUCAUCUCCAUGGAGGGCUGUCUGGCUCAGAUAUUCUUCUUCCACUUCUUUGGUGUGACAGAGAUUUUCUUGCUCACAGUGAUGGUUUAUGACUGCUAUGUGGCCAUCUGCGAACCCCUACACUACACAAUCAUCAUGAGCCAGCCUGUGUGUCACCUUCUGGUGGCUGGUCCCUGGAUGGGGGGUGUAAUUGACUCCAUGGUUCAGAUCCUUGUCACUGUCCAGUUGCCCUUCGGUGGCCCCAAUGUAAUUGACCACUACUUCUAUGACCUCCAUCUCCUAUUCAAGGUUGCCUACACUGACACCUUUGUGGAGGGUGUUAUUGUGUUGACUAACAGUGGCUUAAUCUCUGUCAUAUCCAUCCUCAUGUUGGUAUCUUCUUAUGUCAUCAUCUUAGUCAACUUGAGGAGCCAUUCUGCAGAGGGGAGGUGCAAAGCUCUCUCCACCUGUGCCUCCCACAUCACGGUGUUCAUCUUGUUCUCUGGAUCUGCCAUCUUCCUCUACACGAGGCCCUCUUCCACCUUCACUAAGGAUAAACUGGUGGUCAUUUUCUGCGUGAUCAUCACCCCCAUGCUGAACCCCAUCUUCUACACAUUCAGAAAUACAGAGGUGAAAAACAAUACGAGAAGGUUGUGGGGAAAGAAGGGGAACGCAGGAGUAGAGCGAAAAUGA
Molecule: messenger RNA, 963 nt
Organism: Trichechus manatus latirostris (Florida manatee)
Lineage: Eukaryota; Metazoa; Chordata; Mammalia; Sirenia; Trichechidae
Product: olfactory receptor 4B1-like
Exons: 2
Coding region: 1-963 (320 amino acids)
Biological process (GO): G protein-coupled receptor signaling pathway
Cellular component (GO): plasma membrane
Molecular function (GO): olfactory receptor activity; G protein-coupled receptor activity
Source: RefSeq, a predicted model, not a curated record